ACGCAGAGGCGCACAACAUGGCGGCGGCAGCUACACAGGGCGGGAGAAGCGGUGGUCUCGGAGGCAAUAGUGGGGCUGGCGGUGGUUCCAACUGCGGGACAGGCAGUGGCCGUAGCGGCUUGUUGGAUAAGUGGAAGAUAGAUGAUAAGCCUGUAAAAAUUGACAAGUGGGAUGGAUCAGCUGUGAAAAACUCUUUGGAUGAUUCUGCCAAAAAGGUACUUCUGGAAAAAUACAAAUACGUGGAGAAUUUUGGUCUAAUUGAUGGUCGCCUCACCAUCUGUACAAUCUCCUGUUUCUUUGCCAUAGUGGCUUUGAUUUGGGAUUAUAGGCACCCCUUUCCAGAGUCGAAACUCGUUUUGGCUUUGUGCGUCAUGUCAUAUUUUGUGAUGAUGGGGAUUCUGACCAUUUAUACCUCAUAUAAGGAGAAGAGCAUCUUUCUCGUGGCCCACAGGAAAGAUCCUACAGGAAUGGAUCCUGAUGAUAUUUGGCAGCUGUCCUCCAGUCUUAAAAGGUUUGAUGACAAAUACACGUUGAAGCUGACCUUCAUCAGUGGGAGAACAAAGCAGCAGCGGGAAGCCGAGUUCACCAAGUCCAUUGCUAAGUUUUUUGACCACAGUGGGACACUGGUCAUGGAUGCAUAUGAGCCUGAAAUAUCCAGGCUCCAUGACAGUCUCGCCAUAGAAAGAAAAAUAAAAUAGCCAAUUCUAAAAGUA
Molecule: messenger RNA, 713 nt
Organism: Mandrillus leucophaeus (drill)
Lineage: Eukaryota; Metazoa; Chordata; Mammalia; Primates; Cercopithecidae
Product: signal peptidase complex subunit 2-like
Exons: 1
Coding region: 18-698 (226 amino acids)
Biological process (GO): protein targeting to ER
Cellular component (GO): signal peptidase complex; membrane
Source: RefSeq, a predicted model, not a curated record